ACAAUUUAGUAAAUAUUGGAAUAUCAAGUUAUUAUUCAUUCAAAUUUCAGUUUAAUUAAAUAAAGUCGAUGUAAUAGUAAUACUAAACGAAAAAAAUUGUAAACACAAACGAAAUCGUAUUAGAUGCACUGACAGAAAAGGUCGUGGAAUUUGAAAUGUAACAGUGGCUUAGCCGAGGUAACUUACGCACUGUAAAGAUGCCCAUGAGAUCAAGCUUUAAAAAAUGGGCAACGCGAUUAACUGCAUUAGGUGGUGCAACAUUAGUUUAUUGGAAUAUUUGCGGUAACAAAGAAUUUCUGCAGGUGCGAAAUUCGUGGACAACGAAUGCAAACCCGUCGGUAAAAUGGAACCACAACUGGGAUAGACGGGAUCCAAAGAGUUUAGUGAAGCCAGUAAAAAUAAUCAGCGAGAAUGAUGAAAACACAUAUAACAAGGAAUUAUCACUAAACAAAGCAAAAGCUACGCGUCACAUAAUUUUGAUACGUCAUGGACAAUAUAAUGUUACAGGCAAGACAGAUUUUGAAAGGAGGCUUACAGAACUCGGUAAAAAACAAGCUGAAACAACAGGGAGAAGGUUACAAGAAUUGGGCUUCCCAUACAGUUUGAUUGUACGAUCAACAAUGACCAGAGCUCAAGAAACUUCCAAAAUUAUAGAAAGAAGUAUUAAGAAUGUAGCUGUAGAAGACGAUCCAUUCCUCACUGAAGGUGCACCUAUACCACCUGAACCACCAAUUGGUCAUUGGAAGUCUGAAAUACAUUUUCAUGAAGAUGGACCUAGAAUAGAGGCUGCAUUUAGGAAAUAUUUUCAUCGUGCUGAACCAACUCAGGAAAAAGAUUCAUAUACUGUUAUUGUUUGUCAUGCGAAUGUUAUUAGAUAUUUUGUGUGCCGGGCACUACAGUUUCCACCUGAGGGCUGGUUACGCCUAAAUUUAAGUCAUGCAAGUAUUACAUGGAUCUCUAUUCUACCAAGUGGAAGAGUAUCACUGUGGUGUUAUGGUGACACUGGGCACAUGAAACCAAAUUUAAUUACAUCUAAUUAAAAUUAAUAUUGCUUAUUAUUUUGUACUAUAAACAUUUAUAAUCAUUUAGAUUUAACAUCAUUUUGAAGUAAUAAGAUAAACGAUAUAUUUUUAUGUCCUUUAUCCUCUUUUUAACUUAUAAAAGUAGUAAUCAUUAUCAUAAAAUUUGAAUGCUAAUUAUCCGUUCGUGGUAUUCAGAAAGAGUCCUAUUAAAAAAUUGGAAAAAUUGUA
Molecule: messenger RNA, 1250 nt
Organism: Megalopta genalis
Lineage: Eukaryota; Metazoa; Arthropoda; Insecta; Hymenoptera; Halictidae
Product: serine/threonine-protein phosphatase Pgam5, mitochondrial
Biological process (GO): peptidyl-threonine dephosphorylation; positive regulation of mitochondrial fission
Cellular component (GO): mitochondrion
Molecular function (GO): protein serine/threonine phosphatase activity
Source: RefSeq, a predicted model, not a curated record